Molecule: messenger RNA, 2085 nt
Organism: Salvia hispanica
Lineage: Eukaryota; Viridiplantae; Streptophyta; Magnoliopsida; Lamiales; Lamiaceae
Product: protein HOTHEAD-like
Molecular function (GO): oxidoreductase activity, acting on CH-OH group of donors; flavin adenine dinucleotide binding
Source: RefSeq, a predicted model, not a curated record
UUCAAACUUUUAACCACCAACCAUCUUUUCAUUCUCCAAACUUUUAGUGAGCUCUAGUAACCCAUCUCAAUUCUUGCUCUUCUCCUGAUUCAAUAAUUCAACCCUUAUAUAUAUACUACUUUAUACAUACUAUAUAAUAUAUGAGCUUUAUAUUCUCUGAACUAUUUAGAUAAAUCACUUUUCACAAGUUAAAAAGUCAAAAAAAGAAAGGAAGAGCUAAAAUUUUAUAGUUUGCAAAUUCAGAAUUUGAGAUCAUGGGUUUUUGGCUGUGGAGAUUGUUCUUUGCUGCCUUUGCUGAGAUUCUGCUCUUUCAUAGCUUCUGCUCAUCAGAGCCAGCUCCAAACUAUAGUUUCCUACACCAAGCAACCUCCGCUCCGCCACUCUCCUACUACGACUACAUCAUCAUCGGCGGCGGCACCGCGGGCUGCCCCCUCGCCGCCACCCUCUCCCACAACUCCACCGUGCUCCUCCUCGAGCGCGGGGGGUCCCCCUACGGAAACCCCAACAUCACCAACCUCUCCUCCUUCGGGAGAGCCCUCUCCGACCUCUCCCCCUCCUCACCCUCCCAGCGCUUCGUCUCCGAAGACGGCGUCAUCAACGCCCGCGCCCGCGUCCUCGGAGGCGGCAGCUGCAUCAACGCCGGCUUCUACACGCGCGCCUCCUCCAGGUACGUCGCUGGCGUCGGCUGGGACAGCCGCCUCGUCAACGAGUCGUAUCGGUGGGCGGAGAAGGUGGUGGCGUUUCAGCCGCCGAUGAGGCAGUGGCAGACGGCGGUCAGGGAUGGACUGCUGCAGACCGGUGUUAGUCCUUAUAAUGGGUUCACGUAUGAUCAUUUGAUCGGGACGAAGGUCGGCGGGACCAUCUUCGACGGGGAGGGGCGGCGCCACACGGCGGCGGAUCUUUUGGAGUAUGCCAACCCCAAGGGCAUUACCGUCAUGUUGCAUGCUUCUGUCCAUAAGAUUCUCUUCACAACUACAGGGAGGAAGAGGCCAUCAGCUCAUGGGGUGAUAUUUAGAGACGCUUCUGGAAAUAACCACAUAGCUUAUUUAAAUGAUGGAGAAAAGAAUGAGGUAAUAUUAUCAGCAGGGGCGAUUGGGAGCCCACAGCUACUAAUGCUAAGUGGGGUGGGCCCAAUGGACCACCUCAAGGCCCAUAAUAUAACAGUUGUUUUGGACCAGCCUUCAGUGGGCCAAGGCAUGGCCGACAACCCAAUGAACGCCAUAUAUAUUCCGUCGCCGGCUCCGGUGGAGGUGUCCUUGAUUCAAGUCGUCGGGAUUACCUCCUACGGGAGCUAUAUCGAAGCCGCCAGCGGAGAAAACUUUGCUGGCGGCUCCACCCAAAGAGACUUUGGAAUCUUCUCUCCAAGGAUUGGUCAGUUCUCAACAUUACCACCAAAGCAAAGGACUCCAGAAGCCCUAGCCAAAGCAAUCGCAGCCAUGGAAGCCCUAGACCCCAUCGUUUUCAACGGUGGAUUCAUCCUCGAGAAAGUUCGAGGGCCCCUCUCCCAAGGCCACCUAAACCUCAUAAACACGAACCCUAACGACAACCCUUCCGUCACAUUCAACUACUUCCAACACCCUCAGGACCUCCAGAGAUGCGUGGAGGGCCUGAGGGUGAUUGAGAGGGUCAUCCAGUCGAGGCCCAUGGCGCCCUUCAGAUACGACUACCUCUCCCUCCCCAUCCUCCUAAACAUGACCGCUAGCUCGCCCAUCAACCUCCUCCCCCACCAUGCUAACGUCUCCACCUCGUUGGAGCAGUAUUGCAAGGACACAGUCAUGACCAUCUGGCAUUACCACGGGGGAUGCCAGAUGGGACGGGUUGUGGAUUCGGAUUAUCGGGUUACUGGGAUUGAUGCAUUGCGUGUUAUUGAUGGAUCCACCUUUCGUGACUCUCCUGGAACUAAUCCUCAAGCCACUGUUAUGAUGCUCGGCAGGUAUAUGGGAGUGAAGAUUCUGAAAGAGAGAUUCGGAAAUUGAUGAUUCUGCUAGUCUUUUAUUUUCUCAGACAUGGGUGUAUUCAGAUGGAUGGAUUUUGGUAAUGAAAUAAUUAAAUGAAUCUAUAAAGCACUAUAUAGUUUGACCCAAA